This is a messenger RNA of Endocarpon pusillum Z07020, 1203 nucleotides long. RefSeq lists its product as uncharacterized. NCBI's taxonomy places the organism in Eukaryota, Fungi, Ascomycota, Eurotiomycetes, Verrucariales, Verrucariaceae. The transcript is spliced from 3 exons. The record is from RefSeq and is a predicted model, not a curated record. The coding region runs from base 1 to 1203 and encodes 400 amino acids.
AUGCUUCUGCAGGGAAGGACCAUAGGCGAUGAUGUUGUACGCCAAUGGCAGAAUCCUGGUGAUAUUUUGUCCCUUCUUCUCCUCCUCAGCCCUGGUAUCAUCCAACGGGCGUUUGCUCAAUUAGUUGGCGGGCCGAUUGCUCCGGUCGCGUUCUCCUUUGGCUGGGUGGCAUAUUCCAUCAACGCGCUUCUGUCUGUCUUUGGUGAUGGCGGUUUGAUGCCGAUUUCUGACAUCUCGGCGCUGGUCAUCAAUGCGAAUGGCCACCAGAGGACCAAUCUAGCGUGGGUCAUUGGCAGGCUUCUACGGGAUUUUGAGUAUCGAGCAGACUCCCAGGGUAAUGAACAACCUCAUGCGGGGAAAACCAGCGGCAGCGUCCUGCCCUUUGUUUCUACGAAGGGAGCGAUUGGGACUGCUGUUUAUGGGUUCCGACCACAAGGGCCUGGCCAUGAGAAAGCAUCUCGUGAAGCCCUUCGCGUCACCGUUUUUGAGGUCGAUCCUACGCGUCCGCCUGGCCGUCCUAUUCGGGACUGGAUCGACUAUCUUAGUUUCGCCGCGAUCUUCGUCCAGAUGGGCGUAGCCGCCAUUCCCUGGGCUCUGUCAAUGAACUAUAUGCCCUUCGUGGUCACCCUCAGCGGCGCUGCUUUGACCCUACUAACCAGUGCGGUGCCCCAAUGGGGAAUGGAAAAAUUCUCUAGCUACCGGACUGGGAGCUGGACAGUCAGCAUCACGCGUGGAAACGGAAGUCGACACGUCAUGCUGAUUCUGGGCAAGGACCACGGCUGCCCCAGCGGCCUGGACUUGGAAAUGAUGGCUGCAAGGAGCAACAGCGCCGCUCCGCCACCGCUGACUCCGGUUUGCAUGACGGUACUGGCGGCGCUGUCUAUGAUGCUGCUCAUCACGGUGGCAGGCCUAAGAGAAGACACGUGGUAUCUCCUCGCUGUCGGCACACUGGGCAUGGUCCAGAAUCUUGUGGCAGCGGGCGCAAAGCGCUCCUCAAGUGCCCUGGGCAUCCAUCUCCGGCACGUCAACACCAUCACCGACUCGAGCGUGUCUUCGGUCUUGCGCAAAACAGAGCAGCAGUACCCCAGGGUUGGCGUCUCACUAUUACCAGUCUUCUUCCCCGGAGGGAUGCGAGUCCCGGCCGGCGAGAAAUCCUUUUGGGACGAAGCGAGGGGCGACCACGGGUCCAUUUAUGAGGCUUGA